Messenger RNA from Torulaspora delbrueckii, 2112 nucleotides. RefSeq names its product Rqc1p (gene RQC1). Gene Ontology annotation, cellular component: RQC complex. The transcript has a single exon. Lineage: Eukaryota; Fungi; Ascomycota; Saccharomycetes; Saccharomycetales; Saccharomycetaceae. Gene Ontology annotation, biological process: rescue of stalled cytosolic ribosome; ribosome-associated ubiquitin-dependent protein catabolic process. The record is from RefSeq and is a predicted model, not a curated record. The coding region runs from base 1 to 2112 and encodes 703 amino acids.
AUGAGUUCCAGAGCUUUAAGAAAGUUACAGAAUGAUGAGCAGCUGCUGGACUCACUCUUGAGCGCUAGUGGUUCGGAGAGAUCUACCCCGACGCCUGCCAGUCCAGCGGUAGCAAAGACUAAUAUAUUCGCAUUGAUGAAUGACGAGGACGAGGACAAUGAUAGUGACGAGGAUCGAGAGGUAGCUAGUGAUUCUGAAGCAGCUUCUAUAAAGGUAGAAUUACCCACCAAAAGCCAGAAGAAGAAUAAGAAGAAGAAGGGAAAGGGAACUAAAAAGAGUAAAAAUGUUGAAAAGGAGCAAGCAAAGGAUGAGAGCGUUAGUGAAGGUGAGGAAUUGGAUAAAAUUAUCCAGCAGUUUCGCAGACAGGAUGUACAAAAGUAUGGGAUCAAAGCAGAUGAAAGUUCUGAUGAGUAUCAAACUGCAUCCGAAGAAGAGGAAGACUUAUCGAACUAUUUUGCACAGAAAACUCUCAUGAGUGAUCUAAUGGGUGACAGUGCAAUCUCAUUAUUUCCUUACAGUAAGUUAAAACACUGUAAAAGAUUCUUCAAUGCAGAUCUCAAAAAACUGGAUCCACACUCGGAAUUCAAGUUGUUGUUUGAUGAUCUUACUUCAGAGUCUUUGGAGGACAUUGAUUCCAUGACUACCUCACAUGUUACGCCUCAGCAGUUGAAACAGAUACAGCGGAUGAAACGAUUAAUAAAAAAUUGGGGCGGUAGAGAUCAUCGUAGUGUUCCCAAUGGACCCGGAGCUACACCUCAUCGUUUAAAGUUUACUAAAGUGAGAGAAGAUUGGCUUCCAACGCCUAGAGGAGAGCUUGCGAUGCGAGCCUUAAAUCUAGAAGAUCUACGUGAAUGGCAAAUGUGGCAGAGGCCCAACGACUGGAAGGAUGUGAUCGAUGAAGACAUUAAAGAAAUGAAAAAGAAUGUUUCAUUCUACAAGUUCGAACCCUUAAACCCGGAUAUCAAUAGAAAGGCAAUCACUGAAUUCUACUUGAGCACUAUUAUGCAUCCCGAUCAUGAAGCGCUGAUUCAUCUCAUAUCAUCCAAAUACCCAUAUCAUGUUCCAGCGCUAUUGCAGGUCGCCUUAAUUUUAGUCCGACAGGGCGAUAGAUCAAAUACCAACGGACUCAUCCAAAGAGCACUCUUUGUCUUCGACAGGGCCUUGAAAGCUGGUAUACAAUUCGACUCACUUGCAUGCCAAUUACCAUACAUCUACUUUUACAACAGACAGUUCUACCUUGCAAUAUUCAGGUACAUUUUGACUUUGGCUCAAAGAGGAGCCGUGGCCACUGCAGGAGAAUGGUGUAAAACAUUAUGGUCCCUAAGUCCCUUGGACGAUCCUUUGGGUUGCAGAUAUUUUAUCGAUCACUAUCUUCUGCUCAACAACGAUUAUCAGUACUUGAUAGACCUUUCCAAAUCGCCCCUCUCCUCCUGCUACAAGCAAUGGUCUACAGUAGGCAUCACUCUCGGCGCUGUGUUAAGUUACUUACGAGUUGGGCUUCCUGAUGAAGCUCAGAAACUGGUGCGUAGCGCCUUCAGUCAUCACCGCCGGUCACUCUCGAUACUUUACACAGAAAAGCUUCUGGGCGAGACGGACCUGACUGGGGGCCUAGAGAAAGAGAGGACAAGCGCAGAAGUGAUCGAAAUGAAGGCGUACAUGGCAAGGUUUUCUUUGGUAUGGACGAAAGCAGAGGAAGUUUCCUUUUUACGUAACGAAUUGACGGCAAUAUAUGAAGAGAUUCGCAAUAAAAAAUUCGAAUUGGAAGCUGAAGAAGAGCAUGCGACUUCAAAUGAUCAAAAUUGCUUCUUCGUAGACGGCAUUCCAGUCAACCUACUUAGAUUUGCCAUACUUUCCGAAGAGUCAUCGGUCUUGGGCUCUUUACCAUCUGAUCUUUGGGAGAAAUACGACGUCUACGAGUUUGAUGUCCUACCGCCGGUCCCAACAUCGAAAGAGUCAGUCGAAAUUUUGGAAACGGUGAAAUCCUUCAUCAACGACCGGGAUUUAGCUGCAUAUCAAGGGGAGGUGAUGCAAGAUGAAGAACUGCUAAAUCAGAUUAGACAGAUGUCACUUGAACAAUUUCUGGAAGAGAAUCCCAAUGCCGGAGUGGAAUAG